AUGGAAAAGUACCAGAUUUUGAACCAGCUGAAUCCUGGGGCCUUGGGGGUGAACCUGGUGGUGAAGAAGACAGAAACCAAAGUAAAAUUCUUGAUAAAGCAGGUGGAAUGCAUUGACGAUCAUCACGCCAAUGAGGCCCUGGAAGAGCUGAUGCCCCUGCUGAAGCUUCGGCACGCCCACGUCUCCUUCUACCGGGAGAUGUUCAUCACGUGGAACGGCCAGAUCUCCUCUUUGUUCCUCUGCCUCGUGAUGGACUACAGCAAGGGAAACUUCCAGAAGAUCAUCGAGAGGAGGAGGGAGGAAAGGACAAUCGUUGACUCAGAGUGGAUGCAGAACAUGCUGGGCCAGGUGCUGGACGCUCUGGAUUACCUGCAUCAGCUGGAUAUCAUCCACAGAAACCUCAAGCCCUCCAACAUCGCCCUGGUCAACAUCAACCACUGCAAACUGCAGGACCUGAGCUGCAACGCACUGAUGACCCACAAAGCCAAGUGGAACAUCCGAGCAGAGGAAGACCCCUUCCAGAAGUCCUGGAUGGCACCCGAAGCCCUCCACUUCUCCUUCAGCCAGAAAUCCGACAUCUGGUCCCUGGGCUGCAUCAUUCUUGACAUGGUCAGCUGCUCCUUCAUGGAGGCCACAGAAGCCAUGUUGCUUCGAAAGUCCAUCCGGACCCUCCCGGACAGCCUGAACUGUGUCCUAAGGACCAUGGAGGAGAGGCGGGUCCCCCACGCCAAGACCUUCAGUUCCCUUUUGCCCCAGAUGCUGCAGAUCAACCCCUCGGAGCGAAUCACAGUCAGGGACAUCAUCCAACUCACCUUCAUGAACAGCAACUUCAGGUGCCUGAGUGUCUCCAUGAUGCUGCACCGGCGGGAGGUGCCUGCAUUCAUCUCUGACAUACUUUUGGAAGGCCAUGUGCCCAGCAUUUUAGAGGUCAUGCAGAAUUUCUCCAGCCGGCCCGAAGUCCAGCUCAAGGUCAUGAACAGGCUCCUGAGAAUGCCUGAUGACCAGCUAGGUCUGCCGUGGCCGAUGGAGGUGGUGGAGGUGUUGCUGAUCAUCAUGAAGCAGCACGAGAGGCUCCUUGACAUCCAGCUGUGCGCCUGCUCCCUGCUGCUGCGCACCUUGGGCCAAGCACUGGCGCAGGACCCGGCCGCCGAGGUGCCGAGGGACAGCUCCAUCGCCUCUGUCCUGCUGAGCGUCAUGUGGAGGCACCCGGAGGCCCAGCAGCUCGUGGUCAUGGUCUACAGUCUCCUCGCCAUUGUCUGCAGCCAGGAGUGCGAUGCAGAGGAGCUGCAGAAGGCAGGGCUGUUUGAACACAUCCUGGAGCGCCUGGACACCUCCAGCAACAAGGACAUCUGCAUCACCGGCCUGAGCCUGCUCUGGGUCCUGCUGGUGGAUGCUGUCACUGUGAGCAAGGCCUCCUUGGAGAAAGCCCCCGUCCUCAUUGCUAGGCUGCUCGCCACCUACCCUGCGGAUGCGGAGAUGGCUGAAGCCGGCUGUGCGGUCCUCUGGCUGCUGUCCUUGCUAGGCUGCAUAAAGGAGCACCUGUUUGAAGAAGUAGUGUCCCUGUUCCUGCAAAGCAUCCGGCUGUGCCAGGACAGAGUCCUGCUGGUGAACAGCGCCUACCGAGGGCUGGCGAGCCUUGCUAAGGUGUCCGAGAUGGCGGCACUGCGGGUGGUGGCGCCACAGGAAGAAGGCAGCGGCCUUACCCUCAUCAAGGACACCUACAAGCUUCACAAGGACCACCCUGAGGUGGUGGAGAACCUGUGCUUGCUGCUGGUCCACCUCGUUUCCUACCAGGAUAUCCUGUCUGAGCUGGUGAGCAGUGGCAUCCAGCCCCUUGUCCAGGAUAUCAAGGAGCGCUUCACCUCCAGCCUGGUGAGUGUUGGCAGGGCCUCCACAAACCAGGCCUCACACCCACCUCUAUGGCCCACAGAACCAGGUUUAUGUGGGAGUGACCUGGAUCACUGUCUGUGGUUCCAUGUCUAAAUCCUGAGGAGGGGAAUCAGAGUUCCUCAAAGACAAGCGGUGAAGCCACAGACCUACCUGUCUCCUCCUCCCAGGAGCUGGCCUCCUAUGCACAGAGAGUACUCCUGAGACUGGAGGUGGCCGGGCUGCCCCGCUCUGCCAGGGGGCAGCAGGCUUCAGCCAGAGGUAGAUCGCCCAUGCCCGUCUCCCACCCAGUGCCUUCUCUCGAGGCUCAUAAAGCUGCCCACUGAAAUGGCAUUUUCCUUAGGGAUGGGAGGGGGUGGCUGUGGUGCUGGAUUCUAGUCUCUGUACAAGGC
Molecule: messenger RNA, 2279 nt
Organism: Miniopterus natalensis
Lineage: Eukaryota; Metazoa; Chordata; Mammalia; Chiroptera; Miniopteridae
Source: RefSeq, a predicted model, not a curated record